Messenger RNA from Pseudovirgaria hyperparasitica, 1317 nucleotides. Its product is annotated as kinase-like protein. The transcript has 5 exons. Gene Ontology annotation, molecular function: ATP binding; protein kinase activity. Bases 1 to 1317 code for a protein of 438 amino acids. Gene Ontology annotation, biological process: spliceosomal complex assembly; protein phosphorylation; regulation of mRNA processing. Lineage: Eukaryota; Fungi; Ascomycota; Dothideomycetes; Acrospermales; Acrospermaceae. The record is from RefSeq and is a predicted model, not a curated record.
AUGAUUAUGCGCCAUCAGUGUCGACGCGUUCGGUCAUUAUGCUCACAUUCGGCAUACAUCACGUCAAGGCCGAUAACGAGCCUCUCACGACCUCCAAGCAUACUGCCCACUAACGUCCUGAUUGAAGAGGAGCGAGUGCCAGGUUAUCGACCUGAGUUCUACUACCCUGCACAUCCGGGCGAAGUCCUUGAUGACCGAUAUAAAAUCCUAACGAAGAUCGGAUGGGGCACAGCUUCUACUGUAUGGCUUGCAAGGGAUCUAGAGCGGUCACGGGUGCCGGACCGAUAUGUGACUCUGAAGAUUGCUACCUCCAACCCUGACUAUGAUGACAUGGUUUUGCAUGAGCUCGAUAUCAACAAACGUCUCGCUAAAGACACUUCUAUCGCUGGCUUUGCAUUUGUAAGGGCUGCAAUUGAUGAUUUCAUAGCAACCAGCCCCACUGGAGCUACUCAUCUAUGUCUGGUUUUCGAGGCUAUGCGGGAGCCGUUAAGUCAGCUUCAACACCGUCUUGUUGGUGAUGCUAUUCCGCCUCAGCUCCUUAAGGUGCAUGUCGACUUUAUAUUGCAGGGGUUGGACUAUCUCCAUUCCGAAUGCCAGGUCAUCCAUACAGAUCUCAAGGCAGAUAAUAUACUGAUGUCUUUCGAGGAUCCGAGCGUGCUUGGAGAGUACGUGGAGGCUCAAGGUGACCAUCCAAUGCCUCGAAAAAGAGUCGGCGAUCAGACCAUAUAUCUCUCACACAACAACUUUGGCACCCUGAAGUCAUACUUGAUGCUGCCGAAGAUUGUCGAUUUUGGUCUGGCACACCGAGGCGAUGGAGAGAAGCCCCUCCGUCAUCCAAUACAACCUCCUCUCUACCAUGCUCCAGAGGUCCUGCUUGGAGUUCCAUGGACAUACAGCGUCGACAUCUGGAACUUGGGUGUCCUUCUUUUCGAAUUAUUAGAAGACAAGGAGCUAUUCGCCCACCUCAAGUCACAAAAUGGUGUCUACACCGCUCGGGCACAUAUCGCCGAGAUGAUUGCAAUUUUCGGACCACCGCCGCAGAAGCUCAUUGAUCGAGAAAAACUUUGGCGUGACAUCCCCUGGGAACGCUCGUUUCCCGGUCCAAACGGUGCUUGGUGUGAUACCGCCCGCUCCUUCAAACAUCCUGAAAUCAUUCCCACCAAUGUCAAACUUGACGACUGCAUCACAUGCAUGGUCGGAGAAGAAAAAGCGCUUUUCCUCAAGUUCGUGAGGAGGAUGCUUCAAUGGGUGCCAGAGGAUAGGAGCACGGCAAAGGAGCUUCGCGAUGACCCCUGGCUGCAGUCAGGACUUGCGUAG